CCAGUCCAACCCAGCCCAUAAGACUUGAUUCGAGGGAGAGACUGAGAGAAGCAAAAGCAUCAACCAAACAAACAAACAAACAGACAAAGAUCAACAAUGGCGGACCAAAACCCCAACAAGAAGAGAGUCAUCGUCGAAUCCUUAGGAUGGCUUACGGAAUCCUCAAUUAUGCCCAGAAAACACCGCGCCAUCGCCGGUGUCGGAGCUUCCUCUAUCCUCGACCUCAAGGCCCAGCUCUACCACUCCCAAGAGGAAGCUAAGAAAGCCAGGGACCACUCCGCUUCAGAUCCCCAUUUCCAACGCCCCAAAAAGAAGAUACCUUCUCAUCAUCCUCUCUCCGCCGCCAAGAACUCUGGCGUUGAAGCCCGUGCUUUCAAAGACAAGCUUGAGCUGAAAGCAGUUAAGGAUGGAUCAGCUAGCUAUGCUGCAUUAGAGAAGAAGGCUGAAUUGUAUGAGAAGCUAAUGAGGGGAGAAUUGUCUGAUGAAGAAGAGAAAGAGAAGUAUUCUGUGAAUUUUUUUGCCAAGAGGCUUGACGAUGAUGAGUCACAGAAGAUUCAACAGCCUCAAUCUUCUGAUACACUAGCAAUGGAAAAUAAAGAUGCUGACAAUGAUGAUUCUUUGCUGUUUAACAUGAAACCUGUGGGACUUGGCCGAGCAGCCUCAACAAUGGACAAUAAUGAACACAAGCGUUUUGUAAGGGAAGUACAUCAAGAAGCAAAUCAAGCAAGAGAGAAGGCAUCUGAGCUGAAAUCACGAAGAGAACAACAGGUGAAUGCUCGUCGGGAAAAACUAAAACAGGCCUAUCUUCGAAAACAGUUAGACAGGAAACUGAAAGCUGCAUCAAUCCAAUCCAGUUCUGACAAAACAUGAUAUAUAAGAUGAGGAAUUCAGGAUGUACUACCAGCAAUCUUAACAGUUUUUAGUAUUACACUGUAACUAAUUUCUUGUACAGAUAUAUUAUGGUUUAGGAAUUAACCAGAGUUAUGAAUUGAAUUUAGAUUAUAGUUUUUGCUUAUUUUGUCUA
Messenger RNA from Cannabis sativa, 1024 nucleotides. RefSeq lists its product as uncharacterized. Gene Ontology annotation, cellular component: nucleus. The record is from RefSeq and is a predicted model, not a curated record. The transcript has 3 exons. The coding region runs from base 97 to 870 and encodes 257 amino acids. Lineage: Eukaryota; Viridiplantae; Streptophyta; Magnoliopsida; Rosales; Cannabaceae.